Thelazia callipaeda (thelaziosis nematode) is the source of this 320-nucleotide messenger RNA. NCBI's taxonomy places the organism in Eukaryota, Metazoa, Nematoda, Chromadorea, Rhabditida, Thelaziidae. The record is from the annotation of a GenBank genome assembly.
ACACGAAAUUUCCCAUUGCAAGUAGUUUUGAUUAAGAAAAAAUAUCUAAAUUACUUAUUUUUGAUGCUAAUAGUACCAAUUAAAUGGCUUGCUCCUGAAACUAUGCAAAAUCGUAUUUAUUCAAUUAAAAGUGAUGUGUGGUCCUAUGGAAUUAUGGUUUGGGAGAUAUAUUCAGAAGGUUGUGAGCCUUAUCCAUCAUUAUCAAAUGUGCAGACACGGGCAAAAAUAAUUGUUCAAGAUUAUCGUAUGGAUAUGCCUCAGGUAUUUUGCAUUCAUAAUGAUUUACAGCCUUGUGCAUCUAUUUUGGAUUAUUAUUAAGC